Messenger RNA from Radiomyces spectabilis, 1398 nucleotides. RefSeq names its product CRAL-TRIO domain-containing protein. Bases 279 to 1139 code for a protein of 286 amino acids. The record is from RefSeq and is a predicted model, not a curated record. Lineage: Eukaryota; Fungi; Mucoromycota; Mucoromycetes; Mucorales; Radiomycetaceae. The transcript is spliced from 6 exons.
AUCCCAAUCCCAUACCAAUGCCAUGGCUCUGGACAUGAGAGCCAAGGCUCUCAAGACGAUUGAUUGUGACUGACACAUGUAUAAAUAACUGCGAGCACUUUGUCUUGUUACAAUUUGUACAAAAACAAACGAUUGGCAGAUAAGCGUUGAAUUUGGAAAUUUCCUUUUGUCACACCAGGGAAAUUUCAACCAUUCAUCUAUCAUUGAAACAAUUGUCAAUUUUUGCCGUGCUUUUUUCAUUUUGAACCACUUUUUGGCCUUGUCAUCAUUCCGGAUCCAUGGUCAAUUUAUCGGUUGCAGAACAAGAGAACCGCAUUCAGCAGUUGAGAGAACAACUGGGAAACCAAUGGACUCAUCUAGACGAUGAAUAUUUGGUUCAGUUUCUCAUUGCCAGAAGUUGGAAUGUCGACGAGGCGAAAACACAGCUAGAAAAUACAUUCAAGUGGCGUGCCGAGAAUGGAGUGGACCACCAUCCCGUGGCCACCACUGAAAAUCAAUUACCUGUCCUUUAUUCCGUUCGAGGAUUUUCAUCCAUCCCUGACAGCAACUUGGAAGCGAGCGCCGGGGUGUCGGAAGCCGUACUCCGCAUCAAUCAGUAUAUGGGAGGCAGUUGCUUGCACAAGACCGACAUCGAUGGUUGUCCCAUUUACAUUGAAAGACUGGGCUAUCAUGCGGCCAAGGACAUUGCAAAAAAGACGACCAUCGAAGAAGUGCAGAAUUAUCAUAUUGGUUGCAAUGAAUUUUUGCACCGUGUCAUUAUGAAAGAUUGCUCCCUCACCAGCAAGAAGCGCAUCAAUCGUGAAACUGUCAUUUUUGACUGCGCAGGCAUGGGCUGGCAUCAAUUCCACAUGCCUGCUUUGCAAUACAUUCGCGCCAUUUCUGAUACAGAUCAGAAAUAUUAUCCGGAAACCCUGAACAAGCUUUUUAUCGUGAACGCUCCCUCGGCAUUUGUUUACGUAUGGAAGAUUUUCAAAGGAUGGUUGGAUCCCGGUACCAUUGAAAAGAUCCAAAUCUGCGGUUCCGAUUAUCAAACUGUCUUGUUGAAACAAAUCCCUGCAGAAAACCUGCCUGAUUUUUUGGGUGGCCAAUGCAAAUGCGAACAUAUGGCCGGUGGAUGUGUUCCUUCCCAAGGUAAGUGAUGAGAAAGACCAUUUCCCCCUCCUUGACUCACACACGUGUCGCUAGUUUUGAAAAACGUUCCACCCAUGGUACCGCAAGAACACAAUGAGAAAACCCCUAUGGCAUACAAUGACAGUGUCAUGCAGCAAGCCAAAGUCGACGAAAUCGUUCGUGGUCCUCCCUUUUAUCAUCAAUCCGUGUAGACUUAAAACCCAUCCUUUGUACAUGUUGCAUAGCGAAAAAAAAAAGCAGUAGAGAAAGAUACAUUUUAAAAAAAAG